Molecule: messenger RNA, 1509 nt
Organism: Linum trigynum
Lineage: Eukaryota; Viridiplantae; Streptophyta; Magnoliopsida; Malpighiales; Linaceae
Source: the annotation of a GenBank genome assembly
AUGUGGGUAGCCGGAAGUAGAAAUAGAAUGGCCGUUCGGUUUUCGGUUAAUAAUAAUAAUGAUGAUCCCAGCUGCUGCAGCAGCAGAAAGAGAGGAGGAUUCAUAUCAGGAUUACAACAAGGAGGUGGAGAAAGAUCAGGGCUUCCAUUAACUUCCUGUCCUGCUACUACUUCUUCUCUUCACCACCUUCUGCUUCUUCUUCUUCCACUGUAUCUUGCUUUGGCUACACCAACAGCGGCUGGGUUGACUAAUUCCUCAUCACCGGAUUACAGCAGACAAGUCAGCAGUUUGAGGCUCCACAGAAUCCACAGGCAUUUGAACAGGAUCAACAAGCCUCCUCUCCUCACCAUUCAGAGCCCAGAUGGGGAUAUCAUUGACUGUGUUCAUAAGAAGAAACAGCCUGCUUUGGACCAUCCCCUUCUCAGGAACCACAGGAUCCAGCGAGCGCCAUCGCAAAUGCCCAAGGUGAAAAAGGUGGCACCGGAGAAGGAACAAAAAGCAGGGGACGGGAAGACUGAGGCGGCGGCGGAGGAGAAUAAGUCGUCGUUGCCGGCAGUGGAAGUUGAAUGGCAAAUGUGGCACCGGAACGGGACGCGCUGCCCCAAGGGCACCGUACCCGUGCGGCGGAGCUCGGUCGACGAUGUGCUGAGAGCCAAGUCUUUGUUUGACUUUGGGAAGAAGCAGCGGCGAUCCCGCUUCCCCGUCCACCUCUCCCGCCGCCCCGACGCCCCCGACGUCGUCAGCGGCAACGGCCACGAGCAUGCGAUCGCGUACACGGGAGCAUCAACGGAGGUGUAUGGAGCGAAGGCGACGAUCAACGUGUGGGACCCAUCCAUCCAAGUGGUGAACGAGUUCAGCCUCUCCCAGAUCUGGGUUCUCUCCGGAUCAUUCGACGGUUCAGAUCUCAACAGCAUCGAAGCCGGGUGGCAGGUCAGUCCGGAGCUCUAUGGGGAUAGCAGGCCACGACUUUUUACCUAUUGGACUAGCGACUCCUAUCAAGCCACAGGAUGCUACAAUCUGCUAUGCUCAGGAUUCGUGCAAACCAACAGCAGGAUCGCCAUUGGAGCCGCCAUCUCUCCCGUCUCUUCCUUUACCGGCAGCCAAUACGACAUCACCAUCCUCAUCUGGAAGGACCCAAAACUGGGGAACUGGUGGAUGAGCUUCGGGGACACCACACUGGUGGGCUACUGGCCCGCGGAGUUGUUCACCCACUUGGCCCAACACGCCACCAUGGUGGAGUGGGGCGGCGAGGUGGUCAACUCGCGGGCCAACGGCCAGCACACGUCCACCCAAAUGGGCUCGGGCCGCUUCGCCACGGACGGGUUCGGGAAGGCUAGCUACUUCAGGAACCUGGAGAUCGUGGACUCCGACAACAGCCUCAGCUCGGCCCAAGACAUCUACACGUUGGCGGAGAACACCAACUGCUACGACAUCAAGAGCAGCUACAGCAACGAGUGGGGCACCCACUUCUACUACGGCGGGCCCGGACGGAACCCGGCCUGCCAAUGA